AUGAAGUUCCUCGACUAUCCCGAGCUGGAGUCUCUGUCUCGAGCACUCACAUUCGAAUCUGCCGAGUGCAAGGUGUUUACGCGUCUCGAAGCCUACUCGUGUAAAGCAGUCAGUAAGGAGAAGCGCCUCUACAAGGCCUUGGAAGACGCGUACCAUCAGGCGGCUUCUACCUCGCCUCCCGACUAUCUCCACGAGACAUUGGCAUCGCCUUUUGGAAGACUCGAUCAACCGAAUGCAAGGAAGACCUUGUUUCUCCUCAUUGCCCUACUCAAUGGCGCAUUUCCUGACCACGACUUCAGUCAAGUCAAUCCGUCCGACUUUCGCAAAGAGCCUAGUCCAGCCUCAGUACUUCACAGCCUGAGCUCGACCCUCCACAGUCUCCGCAAUAACUCCAGUGGUCCUCGAUCCUACUCGACCUUCACCGGAUCGUUCGACGAUGCCAUGCUGGACCGGCCCGGUCACACAUCUUACUCGCUGCCUGGCGCCAGUGGUCCCAAAGACUUUUCCGGCAAGUCAAUGAGUGCAAUGACGGGUGCGACGCAUGCUGGGUUGGCCAGCCUACUGGACGACAUUAUGGAUAUCAGAGAAUGUGACGUCUACACAUUCCACCCCGACAUGGACUCGGAUCCCCAUGCUUGUGCUGAGCCAGACGAGGAGGGCAUGGACUUCGAUGAUCCGUCUGACGGCUUCUGGAACGAAGACGCAGACGUCUCUAUGCAGAGUGUUAAUGUCGUAACACCUAGGCGAGGAAGCGCUGAGCUGGAUGCACCCCUUUUCGACGAAGAUCUUGAGGGAGACAGUGACGGACCUCACACGCCUCACAUGCCUCAUCAGACUGCUUCCGGCGCGGCUCAGGCCUUCCCGUCUUCUAUGACUCCGCGCAAGGAUGCGAGGAGCCCUCGAGAUGGGGUGGGAGGUGGAGCAGGCUAUGUAUCGAGCAGUCUCUCGUCCUCCAGCUCUCUCGAUAUGGAAGACGAUGACGACGUCGAUGGCACCGGCGGCCUGCUCUGGUCCACGUACGCCUUCUUCUACAAUCGUCGACUGAAAAGGAUGCUCUUCGUCUCAGUGUGGUCAAGGAUGAACUCGUCUCUGACUGCAGGAGCCGGGUGGACAUCUCCUCUCACCUCUUACGCACCAGCGCUGCCCAGCUCAGUCACCUCGACGAAGACGGACAGAACGAGUCAGGCUGCAUCAGCAGCGCCUGCCCGAAAGCAGACCGUGCCGACACCCGACCCUUCGCCUGCAAAGAUGGCCAUCUCUCGAGCGACAAGUGGCCGCGGCGGCCGGCGGCGGAUGCCAUCGGGCAGUCCAGCACCUUCCUCCCUCUCGCCUUUCCCGCACGCAAGUCCCAGAACGCCUUCGUCCAGUGGUCGCAGUGCACUGGGUGCCAGCCGUGAGACUACACCUGCUAGGGGCCAAACUCCCUCGGCGGCGGCAGCAGCAGCGGCGGUGGCGGGCAGAAAGGGACUGGCGGCUUUUGCCACAGGUGCUACGCGAGAGCCCACUUCUGCUGCUGCUGUUGCUUCGAAGAGGACGGCUGAUAGUGAUGAGUCUGGUGGGAAGAGGACAAGGAGGCAGGUGGCUACCUGA
Messenger RNA from Microstroma glucosiphilum, 1590 nucleotides. Its product is annotated as Maf1-domain-containing protein. Gene Ontology annotation, cellular component: nucleus. Gene Ontology annotation, biological process: negative regulation of transcription by RNA polymerase III. The coding region runs from base 1 to 1590 and encodes 529 amino acids. The record is from RefSeq and is a predicted model, not a curated record. Gene Ontology annotation, molecular function: RNA polymerase III core binding. The transcript is spliced from 6 exons. Lineage: Eukaryota; Fungi; Basidiomycota; Exobasidiomycetes; Microstromatales; Microstromataceae.